Oncorhynchus mykiss (rainbow trout) is the source of this 1630-nucleotide messenger RNA. Lineage: Eukaryota; Metazoa; Chordata; Actinopteri; Salmoniformes; Salmonidae. The record is from RefSeq and is a predicted model, not a curated record.
AUGAAGACCAAGGAGCUCUCCAAACCGGUCAGGGACAAAGCUGUGGAGACUUCUAUCCUGUCGGUGAAAUGUUUCAGUGAAUUUGUGUGUCUCGUCUCUUCUCCAGGUUGGCUGUCGUUGUUUGGCAACAGUCUCGUGAUAUUGGUGCUGUACAGACAGAGGGCCUCCCUGCUGCCUACAGACUUCCUCACGUUGAACCUGGCUAUCUCGGACGCGAGCAUCUCCAUGUUCGGGUACUCCAGAGGGAUUUUGGACAUCUUUAACCUCUUCAGAGAUGACGGCUUUUGGAUCACCUGGUUCUGGACCUGCCAGGUUGAUGGCUUCUUCACCUUGUUGUUUGGCCUGGCCAGCAUCAACACCCUGACUGUCAUCAGUGUCACCAGAUACAUCAAGGGAUGCCAGCCUAACAAAGCCUACUGCGUCAGUUUAAGCACCAUCUGCAUCUCUCUAAUGUUCAUCUGGGUUGGAGCUUUGUUCUGGUCUGUCGCUCCACUGCUGGGCUGGGGCAGCUACACAGACUGCGGGUACGGGACCUGUGAGGUGGACUGGUCCAAGGCUAACUACUCCACCAUCUACAAGUCCUACAUCAUGUCCAUCCUUAUCUCCUGCUUCUUCGUCCCGGUCAUGGUCAUGGUGUUCUCCUAUGUAGCCAUCAUCCAUACAGUGGUGAGCAGCAACGCCAUGUCUGCUGAUGGAUACCUCUCAGCCAGACAGAGGAAGGUGGAACGAGACGUCACGAAGGUCUCCAUAGUGAUCUGCACAGCCUUCAUCAUGGCAUGGUCUCCCUAUGCUGUGGUCUCCAUGUGGUCUGCCUGUGGUUACCACGUCCCCAACAUGACUUUAAUCUUCACCCGUCUCUUCGCUAAAUCCGCCUCCUUCUACAACCCCCUCAUCUACUUCGGAAUGAGUUCUAAGUUCCGUAAGGAAGUCUUUGUGCUGUUGCCGUGUUACGGUGGCUCCGCCCACAAGGAGGUGGUCCGCCUCAAGAACUUCCAGGAGCUUGACGAGCUGAAGCUGAAAGGCCAUCCCGAGGCCACGACCCUUCCUGUGAUUCCUGUGAUCUCACUUCCUCUGCAGUCAAGAGAGGCGAAAUAUAGUGAAGAAGAGAUGUCGCAGACAGAGGGUCCCGUGGCUCAGGAUUCAGACUCAGGGGUGAAUAGUCCAUCCCACACGCCGCCUACUGUCAGUCAGGAGUCACUCUACUACAUACCCAAUGUACCCCUUACCCCCUUACCCAGCAUGCACUCUGAGAUGCCAGAGUACGAGAGUGAAAGACUCUAAAAAUCUCUAAAUGUGUAUCCAAAAUGGCACCUUACACUAUUAGAGAGAAAGGUGCUAUCUAGAACCUAAAAUGUUUCUACGUGGAAAAGAUAUGCGUUCUCCAAUGAGGACAGAACCCUUUCACAACCUUUUUUUCUAACAGUGUACGCGUUCAAAAUAGAACCCUGUUCUCUACAUAGUGCACUACUUUUGACCAGGCCCUAUGGUAGUACGUAGGGAAUAGUGUGCCAGUACAGAGACUAGGGUGUCACUACAGAGAAUAGGGUGUCCCUGUAUAGGGAAUAAGGUGUCACUAUGUAGGGAAUAGAGUGUCACUAUGUAGGGAAUAAGGUGUCACUAUGUAGGGAAU